AUGAGCGCUGUUACCACUCUAUUGGCGACCAUUCCUUCAAGUUUUAUGUUAUACCGAAACCCAACGCUUUUGAAUCUAAAAUACGCUCUGUUGUGUUUUACUCGUAAUGGACAAACACCCGCUCUGUUGCCUCUGGUUUGUUGUCAUCUCAACGUUCAGGUGCUUAAGAAAUUUGAACGAUAA
Medioppia subpectinata is the source of this 183-nucleotide messenger RNA. The record is from the annotation of a GenBank genome assembly. Lineage: Eukaryota; Metazoa; Arthropoda; Arachnida; Sarcoptiformes; Oppiidae.